Ceratosolen solmsi marchali is the source of this 2019-nucleotide messenger RNA. RefSeq names its product glycine receptor alpha 1 (gene GluClalpha). The record is from RefSeq and is a predicted model, not a curated record. Gene Ontology annotation, biological process: monoatomic ion transmembrane transport. Gene Ontology annotation, cellular component: membrane. The transcript has 11 exons. Bases 269 to 1669 code for a protein of 466 amino acids. NCBI's taxonomy places the organism in Eukaryota, Metazoa, Arthropoda, Insecta, Hymenoptera, Agaonidae. Gene Ontology annotation, molecular function: extracellular ligand-gated monoatomic ion channel activity; transmembrane signaling receptor activity.
AUCGCCACCGCCACCGCUGCCACCGCCAUCGCCACCGAGAGGCGGCAGCGCUCAGUCCAGGAGACGGCGCUCCCGUGGUAGGACGCGCUCGGAGACAGGCAGCGGCAGCGGUAGCGACUGGCGCGCUCCGCCGAUGCGCGAUAAGGUGGAGCGCUGCUAGGGGCAAGCCCCAGCCGGGGCAGGACCGGGACGGCGGCGCCAGGAGGAGGGCACCCGGGGCUCGCUGGGAGACCGGGCGCGAGCAGCUUCCGAGCGCCAGGCUUUCGCAAUGUGGCCUGGAGCACUACCGUUGAUAGCGUUACUGGCACUCCUGCUACAUCCAGCAAGAUGUGUGCAGAACACCAAAAUGAACUUUCGGGAGAAGGAGAAGCAGGUGCUGGACCAUAUCCUCGGCCCCGGCAGCUACGACGCCCGCAUAAGACCGAGCGGCGAAAACGGAACAGAUGGCCCGACAAAUGUAUACACCAACAUCUUUCUCCGCUCAAUCAGCAAAAUCAAUGAUUAUUCCAUGGAAUAUUCCGUUCAGUUGACAUUCCGAGAACAAUGGGUUGACGAAAGACUCCAAUUUAACGACUUCGGUGGGAAACUUAAAUAUCUCACUCUCACCGACGCGAGUCGAGUAUGGAUGCCCGAUCUGUUUUUCGCAAACGAGAAGGAAGGACAUUUUCACAACAUCAUCAUGCCGAACGUAUAUAUACGAAUCUUCCCGGAUGGAUCGGUACUUUACAGUAUACGAAUAUCACUGACCCUAUCAUGUCCGAUGAAUCUCAAACUCUAUCCUCUCGAUCGUCAAAUAUGCUCUUUGAGAAUGGCCAGCUACGGAUGGACUACGGCGGAUCUAGUGUUCUUGUGGAAAGAGGGCGAUCCCGUUCAGGUAGUUAAAAAUCUGCAUCUACCGCGAUUCACGCUCGAAAAGUAUUUAACGGAUUAUUGCAACAGCAAAACAAAUACCGGGGAGUACAGCUGCUUGAAGGUGGAUCUGCUUUUCAAACGAGAGUUCAGUUACUACCUCAUCCAGAUUUACAUACCCUGCUGUAUGUUAGUCAUUGUCUCCUGGGUGUCCUUCUGGUUGGAUCAAAGUGCCGUACCGGCUCGCGUAUCCUUGGGAGUGACAACUUUACUGACAAUGGCUACGCAGACGUCCGGCAUAAACGCAUCUCUGCCGCCCGUCUCCUACACCAAGGCCAUCGAUGUCUGGACAGGCGUCUGCCUAACCUUUGUGUUCGGGGCGCUGCUCGAGUUCGCCCUCGUGAAUUACGCCUCGCGUAGCGACAUCCACCGCGAGAAUAUGAAGAAGCUGUACCAGAAAAUGGAGCACUCGUCGUCCGUCGAUCCGGCCUCGGAGCCGUUCGAGCCUGACGGCGCCACUAACUUCUCUAUGAACUUGCCGCCACUGGCGCCAGAUUGGAAAUCAAAGGCAGCGCAUUUCUUCCAGAAGCCUCUGGUACGGCAGGAGGAAGACAGCAUGUCUAUGGAGAAGAUGCCGCAGUGCGAAAUACAUACGCAACCGCCGAAAAAAAACUGCUGCAGGUCGUGGCUGUCCAAGUUCCCGACGAGGUCCAAGCGCAUCGACGUCAUCGCGCGGAUAAUAUUCCCCCUCGUAUUCGCGCUGUUCAAUCUCGCGUACUGGUCAACGUACCUAUUUCGGGAGGAAGCGGAUGGCGAGUAAGCCUCGACGAUGAAGCGCUCGGAUCAAGGAACCUGGCACGCGGCCACCUCUAUUACUCCCAACCCCGUGCGACGGCCUCGUCGUCCUCGGCCACUUCCAGCCACGUAGGCAAAACCGGUAGCGGUAACAGUAGCCGAACCUCGCGUUCGCAACACAAACACCAUCACCACCACCACCAUCAUCCUCACCAUUCCCAUCAUCACCACCACUAUCAUCAUCAUCACGAGCACCAGCAGAGACAAGACGAAGAAUCGCCAAGUCCCUCGCCCUCCCCGCCCCGUUCACACUCGUCCCAACGAUCGACCCCUCACCAGCAGCAUCCCCAUAACCAUCACCAGCAUCAUCGCGCA